Aspergillus eucalypticola CBS 122712 is the source of this 1050-nucleotide messenger RNA. RefSeq names its product mitochondrial 37S ribosomal protein mS38. Gene Ontology annotation, cellular component: mitochondrion. Lineage: Eukaryota; Fungi; Ascomycota; Eurotiomycetes; Eurotiales; Aspergillaceae. The transcript is spliced from 2 exons. The record is from RefSeq and is a predicted model, not a curated record. The coding region runs from base 1 to 1050 and encodes 349 amino acids. Gene Ontology annotation, biological process: mRNA processing.
AUGCUGUCGUCCUCACUGCGCCGGGCUGCAUGGGCUCCUAUGGGGCCCAUCGCCGGCAUGUCUCGCGCAACCAGCCAAAGUAUUACUACCUCCGCGAACGGCCUCAUCGGCUCGUCACAACAUGUGCGUCAACGCCGAUACUCCUCUUCGUCCUCGAAACCCAGCGAUGGAUCUAAUAAAGUCGAUUCUUCCUCUCAGACGCCUGCGAAGGGAGUGAAUUCUGCAGAGAAACGUGAGGGGAAGGCUUCCAGACGGAGGGGCAAGGAUAGCAACGGCCGCAAUGGCUCCAAGCAGCCGACGGCUUUUUCCCGACUUCCCAGUGUUCCCUCUACCCAACACCUCCAGCCGCAUGACGUCCACGUCGCCUCCUUCUUUUCCAUCCAUCGACCCAUCUCCGUUUCCACCACCGUUCCUCCGACCUCGACCCCCGAAGCCUUCGACGCCAUCUUCACCGCAAAGAAGCCGGCUAAGCCUGAGGUGGACGAUGUCAUCUUCACCCUCUCCUCCGCCGUCAAUUCCAUGGAGAACUCCGCUGCCCACUCCGGCGAGCAGGAGGGCUCUCUGCAGUACUUCGACAUGGAAGGCAACCAGCUGGAUGGCAUGAACCUUUCCGAUCUGAAAGUCUCCGUCGAGGAACUCACCAAGCGUCUCCGUCCCUUCCACCCCCCUCCGCCACCCGUUCCCUUCGACGAAGCGAAGAACAUGGCUUCCUCCGAGUUCGAGGACGUCCCCCGGGAAACCUCGACCUACUCCACUGUCCUGACCAUCCACGAGUCGAUACACUCGGAUGGUCGCAAGACCUACGAGGCUCACACUGGUCCCUUCGUGCCCUCCGGUGAGAUGGAAGCUCCCGGUGCCAUUGGAGAGAGUGAGGCCAUCAUCGAUGUCCCCCACAAUUCCGGCACCACCUACAUGGAGCGUAUCCGCAACAACCGCACCAUGCACGCCAUUAGCACUAAGAGACGUCGCAGACUGAAGAUGAAGAAGCACAAGCUGAAGAAGCUGCGCAAGAGGACAAGGACCCUGAGACGGAAGCUUGAGAAGGCUUGA